Molecule: messenger RNA, 3204 nt
Organism: Tigriopus californicus
Lineage: Eukaryota; Metazoa; Arthropoda; Copepoda; Harpacticoida; Harpacticidae
Product: DNA helicase MCM9-like
Exons: 5
Coding region: 194-3172 (992 amino acids)
Biological process (GO): DNA replication; double-strand break repair via homologous recombination
Cellular component (GO): MCM complex; nucleus
Molecular function (GO): single-stranded DNA binding; single-stranded DNA helicase activity; ATP hydrolysis activity
Source: RefSeq, a predicted model, not a curated record
CUUUGACUGAUUUCGAACGUGGCGCCAGAUCAGCCAGAGCAACAAGUCGUCCACGAAAAGUGCCUUCACCCGACCAAAAGUGACUGGAAUCCAUCUUGAGCGCCCCACGAAACCAUCCAACCGUCCAUGCCAGGUAGUUGGGUCAGCUAAGCUGGGUCGAUCCCCAGGCAGGGCUGGAAGGAGGAAGUCCAUCAUGGGUGACGAGGGUUUGAGUUCGGGUUGGGAACAAGAGUUGAGUUACUUCCUGACCCACGGACCCGGACGGGCUCGUCUCCUCGAUUUGUUGCCCGCCCAGCCGGCGGAUCGAACUCCCCGGGUGGCGGGUGGGACGGGGCGAGUCUCGGCCCAUCGGAGUCUAUGUUUCAACGCGUGCACGCUCACGGACUUCUGCGGCAAAGUCGUGACGGCCAUUCUGCUGGAUCCGGAGGCCACGCUAGCCCGUUGCGAUCAAAUCGUGGCCCAGAGCCUUUUGAGUCUCGUCGACGUGGACACGCCCCGCCCGCCAAUCCAUUGGCGUUUGAGCGCCUUACCACCGUUUCGCGACUUUGUCCGCGAUACCGUGCCCAAGAGUGAAGACGUGGGCCUGCUUUUGAGCAUUCGCGGCACGGCCAUCAAAACCGGAUGGCCCAAGAUGUUGGAAAAGCGGAAACGCUUCCAUUGCGGGUCGUGCGGCUAUUCUUUUGAAUUGGAAGCGGAUUUCGAGCAGUUCUACAAGUUCGAUAAGCCCGCGACAUGUCCCAAUCCGGAUCGGGUUUGCCGCAAUACCUACCAAUUUACGGCGGCCUUGGACAUGGAGCCCGAGUUCUGUCGCGAUUAUCAAGAGAUCAAGAUCCAGGAGCAAGUCAGUAACCUCAAUAUGGGCACCAUUCCGCGCAGUAUUUGGGUCACCUUGGAGGAUGACUUGGUGGAUGUGUGUAAACCCGGGGACGACGUCACCGUCAUAGGCGUGGUCAAACGGCGCUGGUACGAAAUGGGCCGGGCUCACGAUGGGCGCACCGAAAUCGGAUUGUGUCUCAAAGCUAAUUUCAUUGAAGUCAACAACGAUCAAAAGUCUCGCCAUUUGGUCAACCCGGAUCAGGUCCUAGAGUUUGAGGACUUUUGGCAGGCCCACGCCCAUUCCCCCUUAGUGGGACGAAAUAAACUGCUGGCCUCUUUCUGCCCACAAGUGUACGGUCUCUAUGCCGUGAAACUGGCUUUGGCCAUCGUGUUGUGCGGGGGCGUCGAACGAGUUGAUGAAAGUGGCACACGGGUCCGAGGCGAGGCCCAUAUGCUGAUGGUCGGUGACCCAGGCACGGGUAAAUCCCAGUUAUUGCGUUACGCGGCCAAAAUUUCGCCUCGGUCCGUACUCACCACGGGUAUUGGCUCCACCAGUGCUGGCCUAACAGUGUCCGCCGUCAAAGAUUCCGGCGAAUGGCAUUUGGAAGCGGGGGCCUUGGUUCUGGCCGAUGGGGGCGUGUGCUGCAUUGACGAAUUCAAUUCGAUCCGCGAGGCUGACCGGACGAGUAUCCAUGAGGCCAUGGAGCAGCAAUCGUUAAGUGUAGCCAAAGCGGGUUUGGUAUGCAAACUCCAAUCCCGGUGCUCGGUAUUAGCCGCCACCAAUCCCAAAGGUCAUUACGACUCCGAAGAACCGCUGACCGUCAACAUCGGCAUUGCCUCACCUUUACUGUCCAGAUUUGAUUUGGUGUUCACGCUCUUGGAUGCUCGGAACGAGAUUUGGGACAAGAUUGUGUCGGGUUAUCUGUUGCAAGGCAAAAAUCCACUUUCUGAUCUAACGGAGAACGUGACGAAAGAACUCUGGCCCUUCGAUAAGUUACAAUCCUACUUCGUCUAUUGUAAAAGAAAUAAUCCGGAUCUGAGUGACGAUGCGAUUGAAGUACUUUCACGUUAUUACCAAAGGCAAAGAAACGGGGAAGAUCAGAACAACAUGGCGAGAACCACCGUGCGAAUGCUUCAGAGUGCCAUCAGACUGGCUCAAGGUCAUGCUCGAUUGAUGAGAAAGUCUCGAGUUGAGAUCAUGGAUGCAGUUUAUGCCGUAAUCCUGUUAGAGAUCUCUUCCGAAGCAUCCUCCUCUUUGCUCCAAGGCGUAAACCCUUUACACACAACGUUUCCAGAAGACCCCUUGAAUGAGUACAAGGCCCAGGCCGAAGUGAUUUUGGAGGGCCUGAAUCUGCCUCAUCUUUUGAAAAGUGAAAUGACUCGCUUGCAAGUCGAAAAAGAAGUUGCUAAUCUGGAUCGGACGCGCUCUACAGUUAAAACCGUUUCCUCAACCAGCGAGCCACAACCUUUGAAGCCCAGUAAUCAAAUGUCGGAAGUGAUCUCAAAACUUCGAACCAAUCAGUUCGAUUAUGGUAAACUUUCCGACUGCGUAAUCAGCAAGCAAAAGAAAAGUAGCCUGAACAACAAGCGCAAAGAGAACGUUAAGAAAAGGAAGAGUUCGGGUUGCUCCAAGGGGAAUUCCAAGCGGAAAAAAGCAUCACCAUUCGAAAAGCACGACAUUUCAUCGGGUUCAUCAACAGACGAGUUUGAACCUGAGGGUGCCCCGGUCAAGUCACCUAAAAAAAUUCAAGACAAUUCCCCACAGACCUCGACUCAACUUCCACUAUUAUUUGGGACCUCGAAAGUCGACGAUUUCCAUAUUGAUGAGAGCGUGAUUUCCAGGACCUGUGAAUCAGCCAAGACCUGUGAAUCACCCAACAUGCUCUCGUUUUUGCCCUCACCGGUCACGAAAAGGUCUUCUGAUCAGUUUUUAGCCUCUUCAACGGAGGUUAAUCGUAUCCCGGUUCUCAUGAAAUCAGAACAAUCGUCUCCAGAGAUAUCGAUGAAAGAGGCAACAACUGUGAUCUUGGACGAAAGAGAAACGUCCCUGAAGCCAAGAGCACAAAUGACGACUCAAAUUUUCAGUGCCGAUGGAGAGGAUAUCGACGAGUUAGAUGACAUUGACUUUGGUUCCCAGUCUGAUCGAAAUCUGUCCUCUUUUAUUGCCUCUCAAAUUGAGCUUCAUACGUCGACGGGCCAUCCUUUAGCUGAAUCCGGGACUAAAGAGGUUAACGUUGAAGGCAACGAUUGCAGCGAGUCAAAGAAAGUUGUCAAAAACGUACCCAUCAACCCAAGGUCGAUAUUUUAUGAUCCAAAUGAUGAUGAUGUCAGUGAUCUAGAUUUCAACCUCACUUGAAAUCUGUUGUGAUAAAGCAGAUUAACAUCAGA